CCUAAUGGCCUCCUCUCGCUCCCGCGUGAACUCCGCGACCAUCUCUACACCCACCUCGUCGACAAGCGCCACAACAUCAUCACCAUGUGCAAAGAGCACCGGCACAGGGCCAGUGAGAUCAGUGCCGCGCAACCCGCCAUCAGCCGCGUAAACAAGCAGAUCCGCGCAGAGGUCCUACCGCUCUUCUACGCGCGCAACACCUUCUUCGCUAAUCUGUCCUUGCGCGAGGAGUUGGAGAUGACGAAGAAGUGGCUGCGCGGCAUCGGGGAUGCGAAUCUG
Molecule: messenger RNA, 279 nt
Organism: Neohortaea acidophila
Lineage: Eukaryota; Fungi; Ascomycota; Dothideomycetes; Mycosphaerellales; Teratosphaeriaceae
Exons: 1
Source: RefSeq, a predicted model, not a curated record